Molecule: messenger RNA, 874 nt
Organism: Trichomonas vaginalis G3
Lineage: Eukaryota; Parabasalia; Trichomonadida; Trichomonadidae
Product: protein ubiquitination
Exons: 1
Source: RefSeq, a predicted model, not a curated record
AUGGAUUAUCGAUUGAAAAACAAGGAACUUACGAUUGCAAGUGUUGAAAUUCCCGAAAAUAUCAGAUACAUAUCAGAAAUACAAGACAACAUCUUCUCUGUUUCUAAAGAAAAUGUCGAAUUGGUAACAAAUGCAAUUUUUGACAUCUUAUUGAACCAUAACAAUGCUCUUAAUUAUGUCAUCAAGAUUUUAAACGACAUAUCAGAGAUAAUUCCAAAGAAACUCGAUGAAAUUCACUAUGUUUUUAUAAAAUUAAAAGAAAAAUACACCAUUUCGAAAGAUAUUGAUACAAAUAACUAUAAAAAGUACAUAGAACUAAAUGAAAAGUAUCCAGAACAAAAAUUAACUAUUUUUGAGCCAAAUUCGAUUGAAUAUAUUAUUGAAAAAGAUUUAGUUGAUGAUUUGACUACAGCAUCAGCAAAUGAUUUUAGCAACUAUAUGAAAUCAAAUGCAUCUACAGAGAAAUCUAAGUUUCUUGAAAAAUUAUUAAAUUUAUCUUGUCAAUUCUCCUCAAUAAACUGUUUUAAGUAUCUACUUCUCAACCAUACCGGUCAGAUUGACUCGAAAUCACUUGCUAACAGUGCAGUUGCAGGCGGAAAUUUUGAGAUAAUACAUUUACUCUCUCAAAAAAAUUUUUCUUUCAAUUCUUCCCUUGAAUCAGCCAUUGAAUAUCAUCACGAUGAGAUCUCCGAUUGGAUACUUGAAAAUUCAGUGUGCGAGGGUCUAUUUCCCUCUAAAUGCAUCUAUAAGCACAACUUGAGGGCAUCAAUUUUUUUCAUCGAAAACGGUUAUGACAUCAAUGAAAAGAGUUAUCUAAAUUUAGGAAGGUCUUCCUUUUUGUACUUCGCCGUGGAAAAUGAUAUACCAGAAUUAG